UUGCUUACAGUUGAUGUGUUUAAGGUAUAAAACGUUAUAGCAGAAGAUAUCAUCAAUUAUAACAUAUUCGAUCUUUCAACGGACAGUUCGUGUCAGUCUGGGCUAGUGCUCGGUCAAUAGGGUUGCGGAGUUUUGUUUGGUUUUGGGGAAAAUGAAGACAUUUGUAGCAGUCAUUGCUCUAAUCGCAGCUGCGGCAGCAGAUGCAUCAGUUCAGCAACCAAGCUUGGUUCUCGAACCUCCGGUUGAAGAUCAAACAACAAAACACUCCAGUGCUGUGUGGACAGAGGAUAACUCAUUGGCGUCAGAAGAAAAUGAAGAGCAGGCGAUCGAGUAUGUUCACCAAGAAUCAUAUUAUGCCCCAGUGACUCAUGAAAAUGCCUUCAGUGACUCAUGUCAUCAAGAUUAUCAGCAAGAAAAUCAGCAAUACUACUAUCAAGGUCAGUCGUACCUGCCUGAACCUACCCACUACAGCACGAACGACGUUUCACCUGCCGUUGCUGUAGAUGUAACUCAUCCUAAUUGGGCCACUUCAUACUCCAACAUCGGCCGUUACAACUCUGAAUGGUCUGCCACCCCGAUCACGGUUGCCGCGGACCAGUAUGAACACGCUGCCCCAGUCCUCGCCGUUCCAGCUCCAUUUUCCAAACCCACCCAAGCCCAAAACUCCGCUCCGGUGACCGACUAUAGCCACAAUGCAGCCAAAUGGAACACUUGGAGCAAUCAGCCUACCCGUGACAUCACCAAGGUCCCAGAGACGGUCGCCAAGUACAUUGCCAUCACUCCCGGAUCGGUGCAUAUCGCCCCACUGCCAGGACACACCGUUUCGCACAAGGCCAUAAAUGUGGCCCCCGCUGCCAGCUGGUGACAAUAUCGAAUGUGUCGGUGUGAAUGAAAUACGUCAUGCUACGAAUUGUUGACUAGUUGUAAUAAAUCAAGACUGUUCGGUUGGAAAGUGAA
Molecule: messenger RNA, 957 nt
Organism: Armigeres subalbatus
Lineage: Eukaryota; Metazoa; Arthropoda; Insecta; Diptera; Culicidae
Exons: 2
Coding region: 152-865 (237 amino acids)
Source: RefSeq, a predicted model, not a curated record